Molecule: messenger RNA, 1716 nt
Organism: Labeo rohita (rohu)
Lineage: Eukaryota; Metazoa; Chordata; Actinopteri; Cypriniformes; Cyprinidae
Gene: anxa3a
Product: annexin A3a
Exons: 14
Coding region: 124-1146 (340 amino acids)
Cellular component (GO): cytoplasm
Molecular function (GO): calcium ion binding; calcium-dependent phospholipid binding
Source: RefSeq, a predicted model, not a curated record
GCCGUUUGUGAAAAUGACACAUCGUGUCACACACACGCCCUGACAAAGCAGGUGAGAAGUUAAACCGGACUGGGGGACACGUUCAUUGUUGAUUUAUAUCGCAAAGCACACUCUCCAUCAAAAAUGGCAGACUUGUGGGAAGAGUUACAAAGUGUUGCGAAUGCUGCUCCUGCUUCGUUCACAGCAGCGCCAGGGGAAAGAGGUACCAUUAAAGCCAGUUCUAACUUCAAUGUCAGUGAAGACGUUGCAGCUCUCCGUAAAGCAAUUGAAGGCAUAGGUACAACUGAGAAGACACUGAUAGAGAUACUGACUCACAGGAGCAGCAGUCAGAAACAGGCCAUUUCAAGGGCUUAUGAAGAAACUACAAAGAGGAUAUUUGUAAAUGACUUGAAAGGCGACACCCGGGGCGACUUUGAAAAGGUGCUUGUUGCGCUUGCAAGACCACCUGCGGUCAAUGAUGCUAAAUGGCUAAUCAAAGCAAUGAAAGGGGCUGGAACGGACAAAGACAUCCUGAUAGAAAUACUUGCCUCACGGACAAAUAAGCAAAUCAAAGAGCUGUCUGCUGCAUUUGCCGAGAAAACAAAGAAAACACUGGUACAGAACCUAAAGUCAGAAGUUUCAGGGCAUUUUGGCAAAGCCAUCCUUCUGCUUGCUGAGGGUGCAAGGGAUGAAAGCACCAAUGUGAAUACAGACAAGGCCAAAGAGGAUGCAAAGGCCCUCUAUCAUGCAGGCGAGAAGAGACUGGGAACUGAUGAGUCCAAAUUCAUUGAGAUCCUCUGUAAAAGGAGCUUCCCUCACCUGAGACAAACAAUAUUGGAAUAUAAAAACAUCAGUGGCAAGACUUUGCAGAAGAGCAUUGAGAAAGAAAUGUCUGGAAGCUUGGAGGAUCUGCUGGUUGCCAUUGUAAAGUGUGCGAUGAGUACUCCUGCAUACUUUGCUGAAAAACUCUACAAAAGCAUGAAGGGAAUAGGUACAGAUGAAACCACUCUGACCAGAGUAAUGGUCAGCCGUGGAGAGAUUGACAUGUUGGACAUCAGAGCUGAAUUCAAGAAGCUCUAUAAGCAUUCACUCCACAAGGAAAUAAGUUCUGAUGUGUCUGGAAACUACAGUGAUUGCUUGAAGAUGAUUUGUGGAGGAGAAGACUAACCCAGAAAGGCUACUGAAGAUGACCUGCUUAGUUAUUUUCAAUGUGUGCUAAAUGAAUAAAUGUAACUGUAAUAGGAUUGUUAAAGCCUUUUUUUAGUUUAUGUAGAUUAAGGCAGGUAUAAAACAUGGGGAGUGACCUUUUUUGUCUAAACUACUCGUAAGGAUAAAUUACUAAAUGGCAAGUAAAUAAGCUAAUAGAUAACAUGAUUUAGAACAUUGUAAUGUUGUAUUUCUGAUCACUCAUUAAUAUUAAAAACAAUUAUGAAAUUACUAUGAAUAUUCCUGCAUUUCAAUUACUUAGUUCUAACAAAAAAAAGUGAUUUCAGCAUAUUACCUUUUUGUCAUUUUGUCCUUCAGAAAUUAUGUGAAUCCAAUGUGUUUUUACAUGUUGUCUGGGCAAAAUAGUAUAGAAAAAAUUAUUUAUACCACUAACUGAUUUCUUAAUAAUUGGCACAAAUGUCACUCUGUUUUGUUUAAUGUCUGUUUCUGCCUCUAUCGUUUUAUUAAAUUUAACUGCUGCAUUUUAAUUAUCUCAGUAAUGAUGGCAGUUUUCCAGACAUAAAUGUCAUU